GAGAAAUCUCCCUAUAAAAAUGAAAGAAUUAAAAACUGUUGGGGGAAGGCUAUGACCCAUUGCAUAGUUGGAGUCCACAUUGUUUCUCUGACUUCAACCCUGUACAAUGUAUUGUAGAGACUUUGCUGCUGCAAAGAUUCUUUGCAGCACUCAUCAUUGGCUUCAAAGUUUGAUUUUUCAUUUCCUUAUCCCAUACUUACUUUCUGUUUCAUUGCAUGCCACUUUCUUGCAUUUGUCCUGUUAAAGCGUCCACCAUGGCCAUUUAAUAUUUAAAGGCCUGGAUCAUUUUGCAGGUUUUAGUUUAAAGGUAACCAUAGCACACACACACACAUUCAUUAUUAAUUGCAGAGAUGCACUGUGAGUUCUUGGGAAUCUUCUUUCCUUUCAACAUUAGUUUCAUAGGAGUGCUGCUGUCAGCAGAAGUAAGAAGUAGUAAGCUUUGAUAUUGUUAUAGGGCAAGUGGACCAGUGCAGUGACAACCGAUCCAGAAUGCUGUAAACUGCUCGUAUGGGUGGAGGGGACCAUGCUAAAAAGGGAGAUGAAGCCGGAAAAUGACAGACCGCGGAGAGUCCGGUUUCGGAUCGCAUCAUCUCACAGUGGGCGAGUUCUGAAGGAAGUGUAUGAAGAUGGACAACCCUCAGGCUCCCUGGAUUCGGAAUGUGCCAGUAUCUGUGGGAUAGAUGGACUGAGUGAUUCUGAUGGACAUCAAAAUGGCCACAUAGGAUCCGAAGGUGAUGAGCAUGAGAAUGACCAGGAUAACUUGCUGGUGUUAGCAAGGGCUGCCAGUGAGAAGGGCUUUGGUACAAGAAGAGUCAACAUUUUAAGUAAAAAUGGCACAGUGAGAGGCGUCAAAUACAAAGUGAGUGCUGGGCAAGCCCUGUUUAACAAUUUGACCAAAGUACUACAGCAACCUUCGGCUGACCUAGAGUUUGACCGUGUAGUGAUUUAUACCACUUGCCUGCGUGUGGUAAGGACAACCUUCGAAAGAUGUGAACUUGUUAGAAAGAUCUUCCAAAACCAUCGGGUAAAAUUUGAAGAGAAAAACAUUGCUCUGAAUGGUGAAUAUGGAAAAGAGUUAGAUGAGCGAUGCCGUCGAGUCUCUGAAGCUCCUUCUCUCCCUGUUGUGUUCAUUGAUGGCCAUUAUCUCGGGGGUGCUGAGAAAAUUUUGUCAAUGAAUGAAUCAGGAGAACUGCAAGACCUCUUAACCAAAAUUGAGAGAGUGCAGCAUCCACACGAGUGUCCCACUUGUGGAGGCUUUGGUUUCCUUCCCUGCUCCAUGUGCCAUGGGAGCAAGAUGUCAGUGUUUCGAAACUGCUUUACCGACUCUUUCAAAGCCCUGAAGUGUACAGCUUGCAAUGAGAAUGGCCUUCAGCGUUGUAAGAACUGUGCUGGUUAGUUUUUACCAAGAAAUCUCUGUUUUUAUUAACCAAAGGCAAUAACUUGGUUUAUAUGUU
Oryctolagus cuniculus (rabbit) is the source of this 1454-nucleotide messenger RNA. It is a transcript of the gene GRXCR1, whose product is annotated as glutaredoxin and cysteine rich domain containing 1. Gene Ontology annotation, biological process: sensory perception of sound; inner ear receptor cell stereocilium organization. The record is from RefSeq and is a predicted model, not a curated record. Gene Ontology annotation, cellular component: kinocilium; stereocilium. Lineage: Eukaryota; Metazoa; Chordata; Mammalia; Lagomorpha; Leporidae.